Messenger RNA from Acanthosepion pharaonis, 2307 nucleotides. NCBI's taxonomy places the organism in Eukaryota, Metazoa, Mollusca, Cephalopoda, Sepiida, Sepiidae. The record is from the annotation of a GenBank genome assembly.
AUGCCUGUUUCUUUUUUUUAUCCGUAUCUGUUUCUUUUACUCCUCUCUCUGAGCCAUUCUGUUUCUUUUAUACCUCUCUCUGAGCCAUUCUCCAUUCUGUUUCUUUUAUCCCUCUCUCUGAGCCAUUCUGUUUCUUUUUCCUCUCUCUCUGAGCCAUUCUGUUUCUUUUUUUAUUCCUCUCUGAGCCAUUCUGUUUCUUUUACUCCUCUCUCUGAGCCAUUCUCCAUUCUGUUUCUUUUUAUUCCUCUCUCUGAGCCAUUCCGUUUUUUUACUCCCCUCUCUGAGCCAUUCUGUUUUUUUAUUCCUCUCUCUGAGCCAUUCUGUUUUUUUUUUCCUCUCUCUGAGCCAUUCUGUUUCUUUUUAUUCCUCUCUCUGAGCCAUUCCGUUUCUUUUACUCCCCUCUCUGAGCCAUUCUCCAUUCUGUUUCUUUUUACUCCUCUCUCUGAGCCAUUCUGUUUCUUUUUAUUCCUCUCUCUGAGCCAUUCUGUUUCUUUUACUCCCCUCUCUCUGAGCCAUUCUGUUUUUUUAUUCCUCUCUCUGAGCCAUUCUGUUUCUUUUUUUCCUCCCUCUGAGCCAUUCUCCAUUCUGUUUUUUUUUACUCCUCCCCUCCCUCUGAGCCAUUCUGUUUCUUUUAUUCCUCUCUCUGAGCCAUUCUGUUUUCUUUUAUUCCUCUCUCUGAGCCAUUCUGUUUCUUUUACUCCUCUCUCUGAGCCAUUCUGUUUUUUUACUCCUCUCUCUGAGCCAUUCUGUUUCUUUUAUUCUCUCUCUGAGCCAUUCCGUUUCUUUUUACUCCCCUCUCUGAGCCAUUCUGUUUCUUUUAUUCCUCUCUCUCUGAGCCAUUCUCCAUUCUGUUUUCUUUACUCCUCUCCUCUGAGCCAUUCUGUUUCUUUUAUUCCUCUCUCUGAGCCAUUCUCCAUUCUGUUUCUUUUAUUCCUCUCUCUGAGCCAUUCUGUUUCUUUUCCUUUCCCCUCUCUGAGCCAUUCUGUUUCUUUUAUUCCUCUCUCUGAGCCAUUCUCCAUUCUGUUUUUACUCCUCUCUCUGAGCCAUUCUGUUUUUUUACUCCUCUCUCUGAGCCAUUCUGUUUCUUUUAUUCCUCUCUCUGAGCCAUUCUGUUUUCUUUUAUCCCUCUCUCUGAGCCAUUCUGUUUCUUUUUUACUCCUCUCUCUGAGCCAUUCUGUUUCUUUUAUUCCUCUCUCUGAGCCAUUCUCCAUUCUGUUUCUUUUUUUAUUCCUCUCUCUGAGCCAUUCUGUUUCUUUUUAUUCUCUCUCUGAGCCAUUCUGUUUUUUUAUCCCUCUCUCUGAGCCAUUCUGUUUCUUUUUACUCCUCUCUCUGAGCCAUUCUGUUUUUAUUGCUCUCUCUGAGCCAUUCUCCAUUCUGUUUCUUUUAUUCCUCUCUCUGAGCCAUUCUGUUUUUUUACUCCUCUCUCUGAGCCAUUCUGUUUCUUUUACUCCUCUCUCUGAGCCAUUCUGUUUCUUUUAUUCCUCCUCUCUGAGCCAUUCUGUUUUUUUUUUACUCCCCUCUCUGAGCCAUUCUGUUUCUUUUAUUCCUCUCUCUGAGCCAUUCUCCAUUCUGUUUCUUUUUUUUCUCCCUCUGAGCCAUUCUGUUUCUUUUACUCCUCUCUCUGAGCCAUUCUGUUUCUUUUACUCCUCCCUCCCUCUGAGCCAUUCUGUUUCUUUUAUUCCUCUCUCUGAGCCAUUCUGUUUCUUUUACUCCUCCCUCCCUCUGAGCCAUUCUGUUUCUUUUAUUCCUCUCUCUGAGCCAUUCUCCAUUCCGUUUCUUUUUACUCCCUCUCUGAGCCAUUCUGUUUCUUUUUUUCCUCUCUCUGAGCCAUUCUGCUUUUUUUUAUUCCUCUCUCUGAGCCAUUCUGUUUCUUUUAUCCUCUCUCUGAGCCAUUCUGUUUCUUUUACUCCUCUCGCUGAGCCAUUCUCCAUUCUGUUUCUUUUACUCCUCCCUCCUCUGAGCCAUUCUGUUUCUUUUACUCCUCCCUCUGAGCCAUUCUGUUUCUUUUUAUUCCUCUCUCUGAGCCAUUCUGUUUCUUUUAUUCCUCUCUCUGAGCCAUUCUGUUUCUUUUACUUUCUCUCUGAGCCAUUCUGUUUUUUUAUUCCUCUCUCUGAGCCAUUCUCCAUUCUGUUUCUUUUACUCCUCUCUCUGAGCCAUUCUGUUUCUUUUAUUCCUCUCUCUGAGCCAUUCUGUUUCUUUUACUCCUCCCUCCCUCUGAGCCAUUCUGUUUCUUUUAUUCCUCUGAGCCAUUCUGUUUCUUUUAUUCCUCCCUCUGAGCCAUUCUGUUUCUUUUACUCCUCUCUCUGA